Messenger RNA from Pristis pectinata (smalltooth sawfish), 2133 nucleotides. RefSeq names its product ribosomal protein S6 kinase beta-1-like. The record is from RefSeq and is a predicted model, not a curated record. Gene Ontology annotation, biological process: protein phosphorylation; signal transduction. Lineage: Eukaryota; Metazoa; Chordata; Chondrichthyes; Rhinopristiformes; Pristidae. Gene Ontology annotation, molecular function: protein serine/threonine kinase activity; ATP binding.
UGCGGGUGGUGGCGGUGAUGGUGGGCGAGCGGAACCCAUGAGGAGCGGCGCCGGUAGCCGGAGAGCGACGCACCGACAGAGAGAUGGCGGGAGUGUUCGACAUCGACCUGGACCCUGAGUACCAGCAGGAGGAAGGCGUCUCUGACGAGGAGUUGGAAGGGGUGCAGUACAGUGACUGCAUGGAGCAUGGAGUUCCCUUUGAACUGGAUAUGGAACACUGUGAAAAAUUUGAAAUCUCUGAAAACAAUGUGAACAGAGGACCAGAAAAAAUCCGACCGGAAUGCUUUGAGCUUCUACGUGUGCUAGGCAAAGGUGGUUAUGGGAAGGUUUUCCAAGUAAGGAAGGUAUCGGGUGCAUAUACUGGAAAGAUAUUUGCCAUGAAAGUGCUAAAGAAGGCAAUGAUUGUUCGUAAUGCAAAGGACACAGCCCAUACUAAAGCAGAGCGCAGUAUCUUGGAAGAUGUGAAGCAUCCAUUCAUUGUGGAUCUGAUGUAUGCUUUCCAGACUGGGGGGAAGCUCUACCUCAUUCUUGAAUAUCUCAGCGGUGGAGAGCUCUUCAUGCAGCUGGAAAGAGAAGGAAUCUUUAUGGAAGACACUGCUUGCUUUUAUCUAGCGGAAAUCUCAAUGGCUUUGGGGCACUUGCAUCAGAAAGGUAUUAUCUACCGUGACUUGAAGCCAGAAAACAUCAUGCUCAAUCAUCAAGGGCAUGUUAAACUAACAGAUUUUGGAUUAUGUAAAGAAUCUAUUCAUGAUGGUGCGGUGACUCACACCUUCUGUGGUACAAUAGAGUACAUGGCACCAGAAAUUUUAAUGAGAAGUGGACACAAUCGUGCUGUGGACUGGUGGAGUUUAGGAGCCCUAAUGUACGACAUGCUGACGGGAGCACCCCCUUUCACUGGCGAGAACAGGAAGAAGACUAUCGAUAAAAUCCUGAAGUGUAAACUCAAUCUGCCACCCUACCUCACACACGAAGCCAGAGACCUCCUUAAAAAGCUGCUAAAAAGGAAUGCUUCGUCACGACUUGGAGCUGGAGUUGGGGAUGCAACUGAUGUCCAGGCUCAUCCUUUCUUCAGACACACAAACUGGGAGGAUCUUUUAGCUCGUAGAGUUGAACCACCUUUCAAGCCAUUUCUGCAAUCAGAUGAUGAUGUCAGUCAGUUUGAUUCAAAGUUCACACGGCAGACACCUGUUGACAGCCCUGAUGACUCGACCCUCAGCGAAAGUGCCAAUCAAGUCUUCCUGGGAUUCACGUACGUGGCUCCAUCAGUACUGGAAAGCGUUAAGGAAAAAUUCUCAUUCGAGCCAAAAAUCCGUUCACCUCGCAGGUUCAUAGGCAGCCCUCGGACUCCGGUGAGCCCAGUCAAGUUUUCUUCUGCUGACUGCUGGGGUCGGGGAGCCGGCAUGGAGCCACCCGAGGGGCGUGGGUCAUCGGACUACCCAAUGGAUGUUGGGAUGGAACAGAUGGACGUAAACAGUAGUGGAGAGGCCUCGGCUCCACUGCCAAUCCGGCAUCCAUUGGGUGUGAGUUCUGUGCCUUUCAAAAAGCAAACGUAUCCAGUGCCCCCUACCAGACCAGCACACCUGCGCAUGACCUAUGACAACAGCUGAACAUGGAAAGAAGGGGAAAAUAGAACACUGAUUCCAAGACUGUGUGGAUGCAAACAUUCACCGAGUACAAACGGGAAAGUGUUUUUGGGGUAUGCUACCAAGCCGCCUCAUCUUUCUCUCCCUCAGCCCCUUAUAAAAAUGUCUGUGGAAGUCUCGGUUUCAGAACCGUUGUACAAUGAAAAACAUGCAUCACUGGCCCGGAAAAAAAAGGGAGAUUAAAAUAAUUGGCAAGGGUGGUGAACAUCUUUGUGAGAAGCACGUACUGGAACAAUUAGAGGGGCAUUGACGUCCCAUGUGGGUGAUUCACCUCUUGAGGUUCUGCACUUGACAUGAACAGAAAACGCCCGUGGCUCAUCAUCGUUUAAUGGUGUUGAAGAAAUUCUUCCUGCUUAGGUGCCUGAACGAACACAGUAUUACCAAAGGCAGAGUUGCCCCACAGCUUUGCCUGAACCUCUCAUCAAACUGAAGCUGGUGUCCAGAGGGUGGGGGUGGGUGCAGAGAAUGUUGGGUGCAUCUUGCACUUCGG